Molecule: messenger RNA, 1260 nt
Organism: Bactrocera oleae (olive fruit fly)
Lineage: Eukaryota; Metazoa; Arthropoda; Insecta; Diptera; Tephritidae
Product: formin-B
Source: RefSeq, a predicted model, not a curated record
AUCUACGCUGGCCUUUCAACCUGAAUAAAACCCAACAAAUGCCAUUGGAGCAGUGGCAAAGCCAACAGCAAUAUCAACAACAAAGAGAACAACAAAAACCAUUGCAGCAAACGCUUUACACACCACCGCAGCUGCAACAAAUACAGCUAAUGCAAAUACAACAACAACGUCUGGCUACAGAAGUCACCGAUUUGCGGAUGCCGAGCUCCUACAAUAACAACAACAAUAAUGUUAACUAUAAUAACAUACCAGCACCACAACAACAACAACCGCCUCAGUUGCCAACGAAAUUUAAUACCAGACAAUCGAAAAGGUACCCCUACUACUAUAAUGAUUACAAUUACAAUAACAAUAGAGUGCCGCUAAUGCAAGGGCAAAUGCCGGGCCAGUUGCCACGUAACUAUUCUUAUCCUCAGUAUGGUACUGCGGCUAAAAAUUCAAGCACUGAACAGUUCGAAAAAUUCGAUCUUUCUCAGCGAAAUGCGCGCACAUUUGGAUUCAUCAGCGACUUUAUCACGAGCCUAUCGUCACCUUGCGUCAAUCCUUGUACUAUUGAAGCUUACAAUCAGAAUCGUUGUUGUAUAGCUGUUGUCAACCCCGAGCCACCUCGUUGCUGUCCAUAUCCGGUGCCGCGUCCACAACCUCCCGUAAUGCCACCUAUUCCCAUACCACCACCGCCACCGCCACCGAUGUACUUACCCAGACCGCCCAUCAGCUGUUGCAGCGCCUGCAGCUACGGUUACUUUGGUCCACCACCUUGUGGCUAUUAUGGUGGGAGUGGUGUCAUAAGAAGAGGCGGUGGACUUUUCGGUAGCGGUGGUUUUAUCGGUGGUAGUCCAGGCGGUUUAUAUAUCGGUGGUAAUUUCGGUAAUCUUGCUUAUAGUGGAGGACAAUUUUCCCUGUCCUUACCACAACCAUCAAUAUUUGGUUAACUUCAACUUUUGUUUUCUAUGUUCUAGUUAGUUAGUUCUUUUAAGUUAAUAUAUUAAGUCCUUAACUAAUAAAAUGUUAGUAUAAGAGUAAUGCCCUUUUAUUUAACCUUUUUGAUUACUGAAAUAUAAACUGUGAGUUUAAGGCUAUUAACUAUGUAUUUGCGGUCAAGGAAAGUGAUAGUUCAUAAGUCGUUAGUAAGAAAUUUUAAUAUUAGCGAUAAAUAUUAUAUUUAUUGGCGGCCGGCCCUCAUCUUAUCAAUUUGUCCUGUUAUAUCUUACAAAGUGUUGAUCUUAUUUAAAAAAUUAAAAGUUACCGAAAAUACCAAAU